GCAAAUUUGUUCAUUUGUAAAAAUUGCAACAAGAGAGUAACAAAUAAAACUAAAGCCAAUGAAUCAAAGACAGGGGAGAGAAGACGAAAAAGAUCCAAAAAUAAAACUUAAUAAGGAUAGAUUUAACUUCUCUGCCUUGGCCGCCUUCUAAGGCAGAGGAGAUUCAUUUCUUUCUCUCCCCAAGUAAAAUUCUCCGAAACACAAAACAAAAUUUGAAAUGGCGUUUCAGGAUUUUGACAAGAUCCAAGAACGUGUAAACGCUAAUAGAAAACGUAAAUUUAGGAAGAGGAUCAUCGUUGGGAUGGUCUCUUUGCUUGUGGUUGUUGCUGCUAUUGUUGGAGGAGCUUUUGCUUACGUUGUUUAUGAAAAGAAAAAUGAACAACAAGUGAAGAACAACAACAAAAACGACAAUAACAACGCCAAGGAUAGCCAGAAAAAUAACCAGAGCCAGUUACCAAGUCCAACCCCGAAAGUGCCUAUUUCCGCAGCGCAAUCAGUGAAUCCCGGCCAGGCUGAUAAAAUAAUACAAACUCUUUGCAGUUCAACGCUUUACAAGGUAUGCUGCGAGAAGACGCUCAAGAACAGAACAGAGAAGGGUUUUGCUUUGACAAAUCCGAGAACGCUUUUGAAAUCUGCCAUUGAAGCUGUCAAUGAAGAUCUUGACCGAGUUUUGGAGAAAGUAAUGAGUCUCAAGACUGAGAACCAGGAUGAUAGAGAUGCAAUUGCGCAAUGUGAACUUCUUGUGGAAGACGCAAAAGAGGAAACCGUUGCAUCGCUGAUCAAAGUCAAUGGCACAGAAGUCAACAACUUUGCAAAAAUAGUUCAUGAUUUGGAUAGUUGGUUAAGCGCGGUCAUGUCAUAUCAAGAGACAUGCGUUGACGGGUUUGAGGAAGGAAACCUAAAAUCUGAAGUUAAGAAGAGCGUUAAUUCUUCUCAGGUUCUCACAAGCAAUUCGCUAGCGAUGCUCAAAUCUUUUGAUGCGAAUCACUCUCCUACUACAAAGGCCACAACACGAAACCUUCUUGAUAGACCGUCUUGGGUAAGCACUGAGGAUAGAAGAAUGUUAAGAGCUGUUGAUUUGAAGGCUUUGAAGCCUAACGCCACCGUCGCUAAAGAUGGUAGUGGAAAUUUUACAACCAUCAAUGAUGCUCUUAAAGCAAUGCCUGAAAAAUAUGAGGGAAGGUACAUUAUCUACGUCAAACAAGGUGUUUAUGACGAAUAUGUGAAUGUUGAUAAGAAGAAGGCAAACCUUACUAUGGUCGGAGAUGGAUCACAAAAGACGAUUGUGACUGGAAACAAAAGUCACACAAAAAAAGUCCGCACUUUUCUCACAGCAACAUUUGUUGCACAAGGAGAAGGGUUCAUGGCACAGUCAAUGGGGUUCCGUAAUACAGCUGGGCCAGAGGGACAUCAAGCGAUCGCAAUACGUGUCCAAUCUGAUAGAUCAAUUUUUCUUAACUGCCGAUUCGAAGGCUACCAAGACACUUUGUACGCUUACACACACCGUCAGUACUACAGAAGUUGUGUGAUAGUUGGAACAGUCGACUUUAUAUUCGGAGAUGCAGCUGCCGUCUUCCAGAACUGUAACAUAUUUAUCAGAAAGGGCUUAGUUGGACAAACAAAUACAGUGACCGCUCAAGGGCGUGUCGAUAAGUUUCAGACAACCGGUUUUGUGGUCCAUAAUUGUAAAAUUGCUGCAAACGAAGAUCUUAAGCCCGUAAAGUCAGAAUACAAGAGUUAUCUCGGACGGCCGUGGAAGAGUUACUCACGAACAGUCAUAAUGGAAUCUACAAUUGAGGAUGUAAUUGAUCCGGUUGGAUGGUUGAGAUGGCAAGAGAGCGAUUUCGCGAUAAAUACAUUGUAUUAUGCAGAGUACAGGAACAAAGGAUCAAGUGGAGAUAGUACUUCAAGGGUUAAAUGGCCUGGAUUAAAAGUCAUAAACAAGGAUGAAGCUUUGAACUAUACUGUUGGGCCCUUCUUACAAGGAGAUUGGAUUAAGGCCACAAGUUCUCCUGUUAAGUUCGGUCUUUAUGAUGCGUAAAGAGAUUUUGUUGACUGCGGAGAAGCAAAUUUGGUGACUUGUUUUGUUGUUAAGCGAUUCAUAGAAAAAAAAAAAUUGCAUCAAUGGAAAUUAUUUGAAGAAUCGGAUACUAGAACAUAGUAAUAUAAAAGAAUGCGUUGUAAUCAAACUUGCAUUGUUUCGUGCUAAAAACUUUUUUUUUGAAUGAAGAAUAUUUUAAGCAUUUUGGA
Messenger RNA from Thlaspi arvense, 2250 nucleotides. The record is from the annotation of a GenBank genome assembly. Lineage: Eukaryota; Viridiplantae; Streptophyta; Magnoliopsida; Brassicales; Brassicaceae.